AUGGGAUCCGGAAGGAUGGGCAGGCUGGUGCUGGGCUGGGUGGCUGUGUGCUGGGCCACCCUGCACACAGCACAGGGCCAGGGGGAGGGAAACCUCCAGGCCAGCCGCUUCACGGGCCGCUUCGACGAGCGGGAGGCGCAGAGGGUCAGGAGGAGGGGCCAGGAGUCACUUCGGGGGCCCAAUGUCUGUGGAUCCCGGUUCCACUCCUACUGCUGCCCUGGCUGGAAGACGCUGCCAGGAGGAAACCAGUGCAUCGUCCCGAUCUGUCGGAACUCCUGCGGAGAGGGCUUCUGCUCCAGGCCCAACAUGUGCACCUGCUCCAACGGGCAGCUCUCCCCCAGCUGUGGGGCCAGCUCCGGAGUGCAGUCCUGUAACGUCCGCUGCAUGAACGGAGGAAGCUGCAGUGAGGACUCCUGCAACUGUCAGAAGGGGUACACAGGCACCCACUGUGGCCAGCCCGUGUGCGAGAGCGGAUGUCAAAAUGGAGGCCGCUGCAUCGGGCCCAACCGAUGCGCCUGUGUCUACGGUUUCACUGGCCCGCAGUGCGAGAGAGACUACCGGACCGGGCCGUGCUUCACUCAGGUGAAUAACCAGAUGUGCCAGGGUCAGCUGAGCGGCAUCGUCUGCACCAAGACGCUGUGCUGCGCCACGAUUGGCCGGGCCUGGGGCCACCCCUGCGAGAUGUGCCCCGCCCAGCCGCACCCCUGCCGCCGUGGCUUCAUCCCCAACAUCCGCAGCGGAGCCUGCCAGGAUGUGGACGAGUGCCAGGCCAUCCCGGGGCUGUGUUCAGGAGGGAACUGCAUCAACACGGUGGGCUCCUACGAGUGCAAAUGCCCCGCCGGACACCGGCAGAGCGAGAUCAACCAGAAGUGCGAGGAUAUCGACGAGUGCAGCACCAUCCCGGGCGUGUGCGACGGAGGCGAAUGCACCAACACGGCGGGGAGUUACGUCUGCACCUGUCCCCGCGGUUACAUCACCAGCGGCGAUGGUUCCAGAUGUGUCGACCAGCGAGUGGGGACCUGUUUCUCUGCCCUGGCGAACGGGCGGUGUGCGGGCGAUCUGCAGGCGCAGUUCACCAAAAUGCAGUGCUGCUGUGACACGGGCCGCUGCUGGGCCUUGGGGCAGAUCCCCGAGAUGUGCCCCGUCAGGGGAUCCGACGAGUACCGGCGUCUGUGUAUCGAGGGGGUGCCCUACGGGACAGGCAGCAACGGCGGCUUCCCCAUCGGCGGCGGGGGCGGGGGCGGCGGCGGCGGCUACGGCUACCACUUCAAACUGCCGCCCAACGGGAACGGCGGCGGCCACAACGGCAACGGUGGAGGCCUGGGAGGGAUCGGGGGAAACGGCCAUCUCAAUAUCGGCACGGCGACGCUGAACCAGACCAUCGACGUGUGCAAGCACUUCACCAACCUGUGUCUGAACGGCCGCUGCAUCCCCACGGCCCCCAGCUACCGCUGCGAGUGCAACAUGGGCUUCCGCCAAGACGUGCGCGGGGAGUGCAUCGAUGUCGACGAGUGUGUUAGCAACCCCUGUGUCAACGGAGACUGUGUCAACACUCCCGGAUCGUACCACUGCAAGUGUCACGAGGGCUUCCAGGGCACCUCUACCAAGCAAUCCUGCAUUGACAUCGACGAGUGCAUCUUCAACGGGGUGAUGUGUCGCAACGGACGCUGUGUCAACACCGACGGAAGCUUCCAGUGCAUCUGCAACGCUGGCUUCGAGCUCACGCCCGACGGCAAGAACUGCAUAGACCAUGAUGAAUGCGCCACCACCAACAUGUGUCUGAACGGGAUGUGCAUCAACGAAGACGGCAGCUUCAAGUGCAUCUGCAAGCCGGGCUUCGCCCUGGCGCCCAACGGCCGGUACUGCACAGACAUCGACGAGUGCCAGACACCAGGCAUCUGCAUGAACGGCCGCUGCAUCAACUCGGAGGGGUCCUUCCGCUGCGAGUGUCCGCCGGGCCUGGCCAUCGACGUGGACGGUCGCGUGUGCGUCGACACCCACAUGCGCACCACCUGCUACGGGGCCAUCAAGAUGGGCACCUGCUCGCGCCCCUUCCCCGGGGCCGUCACCAAGUCCGAGUGCUGCUGCGCCAACCCGGAGCACGGGUUCGGAGAGCCCUGCCAGCCCUGCCCCGCCCGCAACUCCGCCGAGUUCCAGGCAGUCUGCAGCAGUGGCAUCGGGAUCACGGCCGACGGGAGAGACAUUAACGAGUGCGCCCUGGACCCGGAGAUCUGUCCGAACGGGAUGUGCGAGAACCUGCGGGGGAGCUACCGCUGCAUCUGCAACAUCGGCUACGAGUCCGACACAAGCGGCAAAAACUGCAUGGAUAUCAACGAGUGCCUGGUGAACAGGCUGCUCUGUGACAACGGCUUCUGCAGGAACACGCCGGGGAGCUACUCCUGCUCCUGUCCCAAGGGCUUUGUCUUCAAGGCCGACUCUGAGACCUGUGAAGACGUCGACGAAUGCGAGUCCAGCCCCUGUGUCAACGGCGUGUGCCGAAACAUUGCCGGGUCCUUCAACUGCGAGUGUUCCCAUGGCAGCAAGCUGGAUUCUACCAACACCAUCUGCGUGGACAGCAUGAAGGGCACCUGCUGGCUGAACAUCCAAGAUGGCCGCUGCGAGGUGAACAUCAACGGCGCCACGCUGAAGUCGGAGUGCUGCUCCACGCUCGGGGCGGCCUGGGGGAGCCCCUGUGAGCGCUGCGAGAUCGAUACGGCCUGCUCCAGAGGGUUCGCUCGGAUGAAGGGGGUCAACUGUGAAGAUAUUAACGAGUGCGAGGUGUUCCCGGGCGUGUGCACCAACGGGCGCUGCGUGAACACCCAGGGGUCCUUCCGCUGCGAGUGCAAUGAGGGGCUCACCCUGGACGGGAGCGGACGCACCUGCGUGGACGUGCGUAGCGAGCAGUGCUACAUGAAGUGGCACGAGGACGACUGCGGGCAGCCGUUGCCGGGGCGAUACCGCGUGGACAUGUGCUGUUGCUCCGUGGGUGCGGCCUGGGGCAUCGACUGCGAGGAGUGCCCCAAACCGGGCUCCGCAGAGUACAAGGCCAUCUGCCCCCGGGGGCCCGGCUUCGCCAACCGGGGAGACAUCCUGACGGGCAGGCCCUUCUAUAAAGACGUGAACGAGUGCAAGGUGUUCCAGGGCCUGUGCUCCCACGGAACGUGCCGGAACACCAUCGGCAGCUUCAAGUGCCGCUGCAGCAGCGGCUUCGCCCUCACCAUGGAGGAGAGGAACUGCACAGACAUCGACGAGUGCCGGAUCUCCCCGGACCUGUGCGGCCACGGCACCUGCGUGAACACGCCCGGCAGCUUCGAGUGCGAGUGCUUCGACGGCUACGAGAGUGGCUUCAUGAUGAUGAAGAACUGCAUGGACAUCGACGAGUGCGAACGGGACCCCCUGCUGUGCCGCGGCGGGGCCUGCCUGAACACGGAGGGCAGCUACGAGUGCGACUGUCCUCCCGGGCACCAGCUCAGCCCCGAGGGGUCGUCCUGCGAGGAUGUGAACGAGUGCCUGCUGAGCGAUAACCUGUGCAGGAACGGCAAGUGCGUGAACCUGGUGGGCACGUACCAGUGCACCUGCGACACAGGCUACCAGGGCACCCCCGACCGGCAGGGCUGCGUGGACAUCGACGAGUGCACCAUCAUGAACGGCGGCUGCGACACGCACUGCACCAACUCGGAGGGCAGCUACGAGUGCAGCUGCAGCGAAGGCUACGCGCUGAUGCCCGACCUCCGGACCUGCGCGGACAUCGACGAGUGUGAGGACACCCCGGAUAUCUGCGACGGUGGCCAGUGCACCAACAUCCCCGGGGAGUACCGCUGCCUGUGCUUCGAUGGCUUCAUGGCCUCCAUGGACAUGAGGACCUGCAUCGAUGUGAACGAGUGCGACCUGAACCCCAACAUCUGCCUGCACGGGGACUGUGAGAACACCAAGGGCUCCUUCAUCUGCCACUGCCAGCUGGGCUACUUCGUUAAGAAGGGCUCCACGGGCUGCACAGACGUGGACGAGUGUGAGAUCGGGGCGCACAACUGUGACCUGCACGCCGCCUGCGUCAACGUUCCCGGGAGCUUCAAGUGCCGCUGUCGAGAAGGCUGGGUGGGCGACGGCAUCAAGUGUGUGGAUCUGGACGAGUGCUCGGCGGAGGAGCACAGCUGCCACCCCAACGCCGACUGCGUCAACACCCCCGGCUCGUACCGCUGCACCUGCAAGGAGGGCUUCAACGGAGACGGCUUCGGCUGCUCAGACAUGGACGAGUGCGCGGACAACGUGAACCUGUGUGAGAACGGCCAGUGCCUGAACGCGCCGGGCGGAUACCGCUGCGAGUGUGAGAUGGGCUUCACCCCGACCGAGGACACCAAGGCCUGCCAGGACAUCGACGAGUGUAACUUCCAGAACAUCUGCGUGUUCGGGACCUGCCAGAACCUGCCGGGGAUGUUCCGCUGCGUGUGCGACGACGGCUACGAGCUGGAUCGCAGCGGCGGCAACUGCACAGAUGUGAACGAAUGUGCGGAUCCGGUGAACUGCAUCAACGGACACUGUGUGAACAUGCCGGGGGGUUACCUCUGCAACUGCCCCCCAGACUUCGAGCUCAACCCCACCGGCGUGGGCUGUGUGGACACCCGGAUAGGAAACUGCUUCCUGGACACGCUGGCUCGAGGAGACGGGGGGAUCUCGUGCAGCGCGGAGAUCGGUGUCGGGGUCACCCGGGCGUCCUGCUGCUGCUCUCUGGGGGGAGCCUGGGGGAACCCCUGCGAACUGUGCCCGCUGGUCAACUCCACUGAGUACAAGACCCUGUGUCCCGGAGGAGAAGGGUUCAGGCCCAACCCCAUCACCGUCAUCCUGGAGGAUAUCGACGAGUGCCAGGAGCUGCCGGGUCUGUGCCAGGGCGGAAACUGCAUCAACACUUUCGGCAGCUUCCAGUGCGAGUGCCCCGCCGGGUACUACCUGAACGAGGACACCCGCAUCUGCGAGGAUAUCGAUGAGUGCACAGCCCACGUCGGUAUCUGCGGCCCCGGCACCUGCUACAACACGCUGGGCAACUACACCUGCGUCUGCCCCCCGGAGUACAUGCAGGUGAACGGCGGGAACAACUGCAUGGACAUGAGGAAGAGCGUGUGCUACCGCAACUUCAACGACACCUGCGAGAACGAGCUGUCCUUCAACAUGACCAAGAAGAUGUGCUGCUGCGCCUACAACGUGGGCAAGGCCUGGAACAAGCCCUGCGAGGCCUGCCCCACCCCUGCCACCUCGGAGUACCAGCGUCUGUGCGGCAACCAGGCCCCUGGGUUCAUCAUCGACAUCCACACGGGAAAGCCUAUUGAUAUCGACGAGUGCCGCGAGAUCCCGGGCAUCUGCGCUAACGGCGUCUGCAUCAACCAGAUCGGGAGCUUCCGCUGCGAGUGUCCCAUGGGCUUCAGCUACAACAACAUCCUGCUCAUCUGCGAAGACAUCGACGAGUGCAACAGCGGGGACAACCUGUGCCAGCGGAACGCCAACUGUAUAAACAUCCCCGGCAGCUACCGCUGCGAGUGUUCGCCCGGGUUCAAGCUCUCCCCCAGCGGCGCCUGCGUGGACCGGAACGAGUGCCAGGAGAUCCCCAACGUGUGCAGUCACGGGGAGUGCAUCGACACGCAGGGCAGCUUCCGCUGCAUCUGCCACAACGGCUUCAAGGCCACGGCCGACCAGACCAUGUGCAUGGACAUUGACGAGUGCGACCGGCAGCCGUGCGGGAACGGCACCUGUAAGAACACGGUGGGCUCCUACAACUGCCUGUGUUUCCCUGGCUUCCAGCUCACACACAACAACGACUGCAUGGACGUGGACGAGUGCUCAGCGCUGGUUGGGCAGGUGUGCAGACACGGCCAGUGCAUCAACAGCCUGGGCUCCUUCCAGUGCCUGUGUAACGAGGGCUACGAGCACACCUCUGACAAGAAGAACUGCCUCGACACUAACGAGUGCAUCAGCCUCCCGGGGACCUGCUCUCCAGGGACCUGUCAGAACCUGGACGGGUCCUUCCGCUGCAUCUGUCCUCCUGGCUUCGCUGUACACAACGACCAGUGCAUUGACAUCAACGAGUGCGACGUGGAGCCCAACCUCUGCCAGUUCGGCACCUGCGCCAACACGGCGGGCAGCUUCCAGUGCAUCUGCCAGCCCGGCUUCAUCCUGUCCGACAACGGCCGCCGCUGCUUCGAUACCCGCGAGAGCUUCUGCUUCACGCGCUUCGAGGCGGGAAAGUGCUCCAUCCCCAAAGCCUCCAACACCACCAAGGCCAAGUGCUGCUGCAGCAAGAUGCCCGGGGAGGGCUGGGGGGACCCCUGUGAACUGUGCCCCGGGGAGGAGGAGACUGCCUUCGAGAGCCUCUGUCCGUACGGUCACGGGGCUCUGCCGGGCCCAGGGGAGGGUCGUGAAGAUAUGAACGAGUGUCUGGACAACCCGGGGAUCUGUGUGAACGGCAUGUGCAUCAACACCGACGGCUCGUUCCGCUGCGAGUGUCCGUUCGGCUACAACCUGGACUACACCGGAGUCAACUGUGUCGACGCGGACGAGUGCUCCAUCGGGAACCCCUGCGGUAACGGGACCUGCACCAACGUGGUGGGGGGCUUCGAGUGCGCCUGCCAGGAGGGCUUCGAGCCCGGCUCCAUGAUGACCUGCGAAGAUGUAAACGAAUGUGCCCAGAACCCCCUGCUCUGUGCCUUCCGCUGCGUCAACACCUUCGGCUCGUACGAGUGCACCUGUCCGUCGGGCUACGUGCUGCGCGACGAUCACAAGAUGUGCAGAGACCAGGACGAGUGUUCAGACGGGCUGGACGACUGCGAGUCCAAGGGCAUGACCUGCAAGAACCUGAUCGGCACCUUCAUGUGCAUCUGCCCCCCGGGCAUGCAGAGGAGGCCCGACGGAGAGGGCUGCAUGGACCUUAACGAGUGUCGCAGCAAGCCUGGCAUCUGCAAGAACGGGCGCUGCGUCAACAUGGUGGGCAGCUACCGCUGCGAGUGCAACGAGGGCUUCCAGGCCAGCUCCACCGGCACCGAGUGCAUCGACAACAGACAGGGCUUCUGCUUCACGGAGGUGCUGCAGACCAUGUGCCAGCAGUCCUCCACCAACCGCAACAGCGUCACCAAGUCCGAGUGCUGCUGUAACGGCGGGCGAGGCUGGGGCCCGCACUGUGAGCUCUGCCCCCUGCCCGGCACCGUGCAGUACAAGAGGAUGUGCCCCCUGGGGCCCGGCUACACCACCGACGGCAGGGAUAUCAACGAGUGUCAGGUGAUGCCCAACCUUUGUAAGAAUGGCCAGUGUGUCAACAGCAUUGGGUCGUUCCGCUGCCACUGUAACACCGGCUACACCACGGACUUCACCAGAACAUCCUGCGUUGACAUGGACGAGUGCGCCCAGUCUCCCAAGCCCUGCAACUUCCUGUGCAAGAACACAGAGGGCAGCUACCUGUGCUCCUGCCCCAGAGGCUACAUCCUGCAGCCAGACGGCAAGACCUGCAAAGACCUGGACGAGUGCUCCACCAAGCAGCACAACUGCCAGUUCCUGUGUGUCAACACCAUCGGCGGCUUCACCUGCAAGUGUCCCUCGGGCUUCACCCAGCACCAGACCGCCUGCAUCGACAAUAACGAGUGCCAAAGCCAGCCCACCCUGUGCGGCUCCAGAGCCUCCUGCCUCAACACCCCCGGCAGCUUCAACUGCGAGUGCGAGAAGGGCUUCAACCUGGACACCACAGGGGUGGAGUGCGAGGAUGUGGAUGAGUGUGGCGGUAACCACCGCUGUCAGCACGGUUGCCAGAACAUGAUGGGGGGAUUCCGCUGUGGCUGCCCCCAGGGAUAUGUGCAACACUACCAGUGGAACCAGUGCGUGGACGAGAACGAGUGCAGCGGCAACCAGCUGUGCGGCUCGGCCUCGUGCUACAACACGCUGGGCAGCUACAAGUGCGUGUGCCCGUCGGGCUUCGACUUUGAGCAGUCGGCCGGGUCCUGCCAGGACGUGAACGAGUGCUCCAUGAACAACAACCCCUGCAGCUUCGGCUGCUCCAACACGGACGGAGGCUACCUGUGCGGCUGCCCCGGGGGCUACUACCGAGCAGGACAGGGUCACUGCAUCACGGGCAUGGGCUUCCAGGGCCAGUACAGCCCCGGCGCUGAGGGAGAGGACGAGGACGCCCUGUCCCCCGAGGCCUGCUACGAGUGCAAGAUCAACGGCAACGCCGGCAAGGGCUCCCGCCACAGACGCAACAGCGAUGACAACGAGCUGCAGCCGUCGGUCAGCAUGGCCAGCGUGGACACGCAGUCGUCCAUCCCCAUGAACCUGAGCCUGGCGGCGCUGCUGAACAAGGAGCCCCUGCUGGAGCUGCUGCCGGCGCUGGAGCCCCUGGAGCACCACGUGCGCUACGUCAUCACCCACGGCAACCAGGGCGAGCACUUCCGCCUGCUGGAGCGCCGGGACGGGAAGAGCGUCCUGAGGCUGGGCCGCAAGCCGCCGCCCGCCGGCGCGUACCGGCUGGAGAUCGCCAGCCUGCCCCUGUUCGGCCCGCGCAAGCUGCGGCAGCUGGAGGACCAGCACGACGGCGACUACCUGCUGGGCGAGAUCGGGGACGCCCUGCGCAUCAAGCUGCACAUCCACCUGCACUGAGCGCCGCCCGCCCUGCGCCCCCCGCCCCCCGCGCCCCGCCCCGCCCCGCCCGCCCGCCCGCCGCCCCCUAGAGCU
Messenger RNA from Conger conger (European conger), 8703 nucleotides. It is a transcript of the gene fbn3, whose product is annotated as fibrillin 2b. Bases 1 to 8628 code for a protein of 2875 amino acids. The transcript is spliced from 64 exons. NCBI's taxonomy places the organism in Eukaryota, Metazoa, Chordata, Actinopteri, Anguilliformes, Congridae. The record is from RefSeq and is a predicted model, not a curated record. Gene Ontology annotation, molecular function: calcium ion binding.